Lolium rigidum is the source of this 1531-nucleotide messenger RNA. Its product is annotated as bystin-like. Gene Ontology annotation, biological process: rRNA processing. NCBI's taxonomy places the organism in Eukaryota, Viridiplantae, Streptophyta, Magnoliopsida, Poales, Poaceae. The record is from RefSeq and is a predicted model, not a curated record. The transcript has 10 exons. Gene Ontology annotation, cellular component: nucleolus; cytoplasm; preribosome, small subunit precursor. The coding region runs from base 1 to 1383 and encodes 460 amino acids. Gene Ontology annotation, molecular function: snoRNA binding.
AUGGCCGGGAAGAAGCGCAAGUCCUCGGAGAAGCAGCCCAAGGGAAGCCGCCUCCCGCUCGGGGCUGACGCCGACGCGGUGGCCGACGCCGGGAAGCGCCGCCGCUCGGGCGCCGCCAAGCGCCACCAGGCCGAGGAGGAGGCCUCCGUGCCCUCCUCCAUCAGCGCCAAGAUCCUCCGCGAGGCGCUCAAGCAGCAGCACGAGGAGGGCCUCACCGACCAGCCCCCCUCCGACGCCACAUCAGCUGGCGCGACCGCGGCCCCGUCCACGUCGUCCUUCGUCCCCCUCCCCGUGGACGGUGGCGACGAUGACGACGAGGAGGACGUCGACGAGUUCGACGGCUUCGACGCGCAGAGCGAGUACGACGGCGGCGUGCCGGAGAUUGACGAGGAGGACGAGAAGGCCCUCGCCGCCUUCAUGUCCAAGGACACCUCUGCCAAGCAGUCUCUUGGCGACAUCAUUCUCCAGAAGAUCAGAGACAAGGACGCCACCGUCUCAACAGAAGGACGGCCUGCUGUCAAGUUGGACGACAGAAUUGUUGAACUCUACAAAGAGGUCGGCCAGCUCCUGAGGCGGUACACCAGCGGGAAGAUCCCCAAGGCGCUCAAGCGCAUCCCGUCGCUGGAAUGCUGGGCGCAGGUGCUGCAGCUGACCCAGCCCGAGCACUGGUCGCCUAACGCGGUGUACCAGGCAACGAGGCUCUUCUCUUCGAACAUGAACGCCAAGAACGCCGUGAGGUUCUACGAGGCUAUCCUGCUCCCGCGUAUUCGCAAUGACAUCAAGUACAACAAGAGGCUCCAUUUCGCGCUUUAUCAGGCCAUGAAGAAAUCUCUCUACAAGCCUGCUGCCUUUUUCAAGGGGAUUUUGCUGCCGCUCUGUCAGGAAGGAAAUUGCAAUCUGCGUGAAGCAGUAAUUAUUGGUAGUAUUCUCGAGAAGUGUACCAUUCCUCCACUCCAUGCGAGCGCGGCAUUAAUGAAACUAGCAGAUAUGGAGUACUGUGGCACAACUAGUUACUUUAUCAAGAUAUUUCUGGAUAAGAAAUAUGCUUUGCCGUACCGUGUACUUGAUGCAGUUUUUGCCCAUUUCAUGCGGUUUCUUGACGAUGAGAGGAACAUGCCUGUUAUAUGGCACCAGUCACUGCUCGCCUUCGUGGAAAGAUAUAAGAAUGAGCUGGAGAAGAAAGAUAAGGAGAAGCUUGCACGCUUGCUGGAUCACCAGAAACAUUAUUUGGUUACUCCAGAAAUUCGCAGGGAACUUCGGAGUAGUACCAACAGGGGUGAAAAGGCCACCGAUAUGUCGAUAUGUUCACCUGUUUCUGUGAUCACCAAGCCAAUCGAAGAAGACAGGUGGAAUGUUCCUGAAGUACCUAUGGAGGAGGAUUAAGUGCUGCAGGAAACACCGUAGUUACUGCGUGAACUACAUCUGCACUCCAGUUUUGAUCAUAACUUCAGUUUUUCUGUGCAAUUUGUACCUUUUCUUUUUGUUGUUGUUGAGAAAGGAUAUAUACACUGGUUUGUAAGAACGGCUGGUA